AUGUUAGGAGUAUCCAGUUUCACACAAGUAAAGGAAGGGAUCCGAAGCUCCGACUUGCGUGAGCGAUCAAAAAUCAAAGAAGCCGUUCUGUACGCCAAACAGUUGAAGAUAAGCUGGGUCGGACACGUAAUGCGUAUGAGUGACAGCCGAUGGGCAAGAGCCGUUAGUGAGUGGAUUCCUUGCGGUGUCAAACGUACUGCAGGAUGGACACCGACUCGAUGGUCAGAGUUCUUCACAAACGGCUUGGAAGAAAGAUAUGAUGCUCCUUGGAGUGAGGAAAAUCCACUGGGAUACUUGUGUACACGACAGGGAAAAAUGGAAGAUUUACUGGCGCGCGCUCGAGUCACUCGAUGA
Messenger RNA from Angiostrongylus costaricensis, 354 nucleotides. The record is from the annotation of a GenBank genome assembly. NCBI's taxonomy places the organism in Eukaryota, Metazoa, Nematoda, Chromadorea, Rhabditida, Metastrongylidae.